Molecule: messenger RNA, 3072 nt
Organism: Mustela lutreola (European mink)
Lineage: Eukaryota; Metazoa; Chordata; Mammalia; Carnivora; Mustelidae
Gene: ANKRD34A
Product: ankyrin repeat domain 34A
Exons: 4
Coding region: 699-2231 (510 amino acids)
Molecular function (GO): protein binding
Source: RefSeq, a predicted model, not a curated record
UGUGUGUUCCGUUUGGGCGGAGGUGGAGUGAGAAUGUACCGCUGUGCCUAGCUCCAGUUCUCCCUGACAUGUAAACUACAAGAAGGCAGCCAGAUCUCUUGCUUCUCUCUGCGCAGUAUGGACUCCGGCUGUGGAUCUCAAUCGCCUUUCUCCGCCUCUGCACAGUGUGCCAUGUGCUCUGACCUGUGGCAGGUCAGAGCCGGCGCAUAGGAGCGCAUAAAUACACCUAUCGCGGAGAAUGGGACUCUGCUCAGCGAAGAAUUGGGAUGGUCCCAGUCUGAGUCGCGGAGGAGUCUCCUAGAAACAUUUAGCUUCUCUCCUACCGAGCCGGCGCCUUGCCCGGGGCGCACCGGGAGGAGGGACCAGGAUUCGGUGCCCGGGCGCAGAUACUGACACCAAGGGAAUCCGAGUGCCCCUCCCCACGCCAUGUGGGCCCCCGGGAACCCAGCUCCGCCACCCAGGCUGCCCCAUGGCCCUGGCCUCAGUCCUGGCCCGGCGGAGAUCCUGCGGAAAUUCAGGUCCCAAACGCAAGCUGCUUCCCUCCCCCCAUUCAAUUUUUGGGGCUGUGGCAACCUAAAAGAGGGUUUGACUUCGCCACUGAGCCCUCAGGCCUCCGCCAGCCACCACCCCCACGCCCCUAGACAUCCUCGGCGGGCCCCAGUCCCGGCUCCAUUGGUGCUCUCGCCCCUGCCGCAGCUAUGCUGCACACCGAGGGCCACGCUCUUCUUCGGGCCGUGGGUCAGGGUAAGCUACGCUUGGCCCGUUUGCUUCUGGAGGGAGGCGCCUACGUGAAUGAGGGUGAUGCCCAGGGGGAGACUGCACUAAUGGCGGCCUGUCGGGCCCGUUACGACGACCCCCAGAACAAGGCGCGCAUGGUUCGCUACCUCCUGGAGCAAGGUGCGGACCCCAACAUCGCAGACCGCCUGGGGCGCACCGCGCUGAUGCACGCUUGCGCCGGGGGUGGGGGCGCCGCCGUGGCCUCGCUGCUCCUUGCCCACGGUGCAGACCCCUCUGUGCGAGAUCACGCGGGCGCCUCGGCGCUUGUUCACGCCCUGGACCGUGGGGACCGCGAGACUCUUGCCACGCUGCUGGACGCCUGUAAGGCCAAGGGCACCGAGGUCAUCAUCAUCACCACCGACACCUCGCCCUCGGGAACCAAGAAGACACGGCAGUAUCUCAAUUCCCCACCGUCCCCGGGGGUGGAGGACCCUGCUCCCGCUCCUCCUAGCCCCGGGGUCUGCACGUCGCCUUCCGAAAUCCAACUGCAGACUGCAGGAGGAGGAGGAGGAGGGGGAGGGGGAGGAGAAGGAGGAGGAGGAGGAGGAGGACGGGGGUUGCUAUCCCCUCGCGCUCAGGAAGAAGAGGAGAAGCGGGACGUAUUCGAAUUCCCUCUUCCUAAGCCCCCUGAUGACUCCUCCCCUUCUGAGCCGCUCCCCAAGCCACCCCGUCACCCUCCAAAACCACUCAAAAGGCUCAACUCCGAGCCCUGGGGCCUAGUGGCCCCUCCUCAACCAGUCCCACCCGCGGAAGGGAGGCCGGGGAUCGAGCGCCUGACUGCGGAAUUCAACGGCCUGACCCUGACCGGUCGACCCCGUCUUUCCAGGCGUCACAGCACUGAAGGUCCGGAGGAUCCGCCCCCGUGGGCGGAGAAAGUGACGGGUGGGGGUCCUCUCUCUCGCCGAAACACUGCGCCAGAAGCUCAGGAGUCUGGUCCGCCGUCAGGGCUGAGGCAGAAACUGAGCCGCAUGGAGUCGGUGGAGCUCGAUACCCCCGGAAGUAUUUGCCCCGACUCGCCGGAGUGCAGCCGCUUGUCCCUGGAGCGCCGCCGAUACAGCGCCUCCCCGCUGACCCUCCCUCCAGCCGGCUCGGCUCCCUCCCCGCGCCAGUCCCAGGAGAGUCUGCCCGGGGCUGUAUCUCCGCUGAGCGGACGGAGGCGGAGUCCCGGGCUGCUGGAGCGGAGGGGCUCGGGGACGUUGCUCCUGGACCACAUCGCGCAAACGCGGCCUGGUUUCCUGCCUCCGCUCAACGUCAGCCCCCACCCUCCCAUCCCCGAUAUUCGCCCCCAGCCCGGAGGUCGGGCGCCUUCGCUGCCCGCCCCUCCCCAGGCGGGGGCGCCAGGCUCUCCUAGGACCAAACGCAAGUUGGUGAGGCGCCACUCAAUGCAGACUGAGCAGAUCCGCCUGCUAGGGGGCUUCCAGAGUCUAGGCGGGCCAGGGGAGCCAGGGCGCUGAGAUGAGUGAGAGGAACCAAGGAGGGUAGGGAUCAGGACCUUGAUGGGACAGGUGGGAGAACCAACUCACACACACACCACGGACAUAGGGGUCUUUUGCAUGUGCUGUUGGGCACGGUGCACGCACACAUGAGUAAAAAAAGUGUCCACAAGCACAGUACUCUUAUUCGCAGUGAAGGGUAAGUACUCUCUUUACUGGGCAUAGACACAUGCAUUCAUGUCCUGGUCACUUCACAUGCAUAUGGGAAUACUUGUGUACCCAGCCAUAGAAAUGGCACACACAGGGCCACUUGUGCUAGGGCCCCAAGUGGGUCCCAAAGUCACUUGCAUUCGUUCAGAAGCAGUAAGAAAACCCUACUUACGGUUAGUCUCCAAUCUCUUUGCCCUUUUGCAGAGGCAAUUCCCUGCUUUCCAUGUUAAGCCCUGCAACAGCCCGUUCAUGACUUUGCACACUCUACCCUCUUCCUGGAUAUCCCAUCCCGUUGUGUAGGUCUUGCUUCUCUCUCCAGGCCUGGCUCCUUGUUCACAUCCUGCUUCCAGCCCUAACCACUUUUCAGGAUAUCUUCUUCACCCUCCUUGGGAUUUUCCUGCAGCAAUCCUCAGCCUCAGUUCUGCUGCUGCCCUUCCGGCUCUCAGCUUUACUUCUCAACUUCCUGCUUUUUAUUCUCACCUUGUUCCCCCAACCAACACAGCAGGUUGUCUCAUUUUCCCAAGGAGUGGGUCAUGGGCUCUAUGCUGCUCUUCUGUCUGAGCUUAUGAACACCCCCACAGGUAGAAGUGGGGAGUAACCCUAAAUCACUCCUCUCUCCACUUGACAUAUCAAAUAAAUGUGUUCAGAAGUC